AUGGCGCUGUUCAUCGGCGAUGCAUUUUCUCGUGACGAGGGCUGCAACAUCGAACUCCUCAACAUCAACCAAGCAGUUGCCGACUCUGCCUGUAUUCCGAUAGACUCUACGCAGGUCAUGACGGAUCGUUCGGCUUGUGGCUCUCCCCUGACCUACAAAGUCCACGUCAACGGUAACUGUGGCGUCGGUCUGGAUGACGACCAACAAUUGGAUCCCAGCAACUCGCUAAGAAAAGCUGGCUUCUGCUAA
This is a messenger RNA of Colletotrichum gloeosporioides, 249 nucleotides long. RefSeq lists its product as uncharacterized. Bases 1 to 249 code for a protein of 82 amino acids. Lineage: Eukaryota; Fungi; Ascomycota; Sordariomycetes; Glomerellales; Glomerellaceae. The transcript has a single exon. The record is from RefSeq and is a predicted model, not a curated record.